Molecule: messenger RNA, 1646 nt
Organism: Ceratosolen solmsi marchali
Lineage: Eukaryota; Metazoa; Arthropoda; Insecta; Hymenoptera; Agaonidae
Product: probable serine/threonine-protein kinase cdc7
Exons: 3
Coding region: 150-1646 (498 amino acids)
Cellular component (GO): nucleolus
Molecular function (GO): zinc ion binding; nucleic acid binding
Source: RefSeq, a predicted model, not a curated record
UACGUUUGGCUUUUUCGUCGCACGAGUCAAAUCGAGUCCAAAUCACAUGGAAAACAUUGAAUUUUAGGUUAUAUUUACUUGAAAAUGGACGUCUGAAGACAAAACAAUUGUUUGGAGUUUCUGCCGACAAAGAUAUCAAUUGAUAUAUUAUGACUCGAUAUGCAAGAUCGAAAGGUUCAAAAUCAUCGAACGAGCGAUUACCAAAUGAGCCUACACCAUGGUACGUUAUGAAGCAGCAAUUGGAAUCUAUCGCAGAAAAAGAAGAAGUUCCUCAACAAAAAACAAAAUCAGCUAAACAGUUACUUGAAGGUAAAGAGGAUAUUUAUUCUCCAAAAUAUUUAGCGAAUAUAAAGACAAAUUGGGCACAAUUUGAAAAUUCACCGUCGCAAAAGAAUACUUCAAAGGGUAGUAAGAUCGAAAAGAGAUUGCAAAUUCAAAAUAAAAAAAUUCAAACUCUUACUAAAUCGAGGACAGAAAAAACUAUUGUUAACGAUGUUAAAAAUCAAGAUAAAAAGUCUUUGGAAUAUUCAGAAAACAAGUCUACCAGAUUAAAGAAACUUAAGCGCAAAAAUGAUAAUUCUAAUUAUAAUGCGUCAGUAGAAAAGGAACCAAAAAAUGUAUUAGAAACUACUAUGAACGAAGAAAUAGAUGUUAAACUGAAAAAAAGACAAAAAACUAAAAAUGAAUCUGCCGAUUCGGAGUCAAAUGAAUAUAUAAAUAAAAACGAUGAUACAAAAGUUCAAAAUAGUUCUAAAUAUAAACUCGAAAUGGCAAAGAAUUGGAGACUACUAGAAUUAGCAAAAAAUUUCACAAAUGAAAGCAAGGAAUAUAUUCAAAGUAACGCUGAAACGAUAUUUGAUGAUAAUGAUAAUAAUAAUAAAGAUGAAAAUAAUCGAAAUAAUGCAAGAAACUCUAAUAAAAAUAGAAAAUUUAAUAACAAAUUUGAUAAUAUCCCUAAGAAGUUUCAGAAAAAGACAGAUAGAAUUAAAGACGAUAAACACUUCCGUAGAAAAUCAGAUUAUGGAUCAAUGAAAAUUACAAUUAACGGAAUGGAUGUGGAAAUUGUGAAAUACGACGGCUUUCCAAUUAUAAAACAGGAUGCUAAACGAUUAAUCGAGCUACGAAAAACAAUGAUUCUAAAAGGAAUACCUAAAUUGGAAAUCGAUGCAGCUAUGAAAUUAGAGAGACGAAAAUGUGAAAAGGCUUUAACGCGUAUCAAGAAACAAGUUUGCUUUCACUGCAGAAAAGCCGGGCAUAAUUUGUCGGAUUGUCCAGAGCUUGAAAAAGAAGAAAUAAUUACAGGGAUUUGCUUUAAAUGUGGUUCAACGGAACAUACUCAUUUCGAAUGCAAAGUAAAUAAAUCUAACGAGUAUAAAUAUGCAAAAUGUUUUAUAUGUCGAGAACAGGGGCAUAUUGCAAAGCAAUGUCCUGAUAAUCCCAAAGGAUUAUAUCCUGAUGGUGGCUCAUGUAAAAUAUGUGGAGACGUUACACAUUUAAGAAAGGAUUGUUCAGAAUUGAUAAAACAGAAAGAAGAUACGGCAAUUACUCUUGAUACGAUAAAUGAUAAAAAUUUAGAAUUAUUAGAUAAUGAAAUCAAUAAGGUUGAUUUAAAAGUCAAACCAAGUAAAAAAAUUGUAAAGUUUUAG